UAUUAUUGUUAUUGUUGUUGUUAUUUUCGUUUUUAUUGUAUUCUAUUGCAUCAUAUACGAUUCUAUAAUAUCGUAAAAAUAAUAAGAAAAAGAAAAUAUAUACAGAAUUAUAGGAAGGUAUUAAAUAAAAGUAGAAUCGAGUGUGUUCCAUGCGUGGUAAGCAAGAAGCUUUACUACGACAAGAUCAUCAUAAGCUUGAGGAUCAACAUAACAGUGAGAUCGUUGAGCAGGUAGGUGACCGGUCGAGAAUCUGUGUGACCAAAGAGUUCACAAAUUUGAAGACGAGGCCGACGACACCCGUCCUGGCGAACGACGGAGGGGGCGGCUUCUGGCUGGCCACGGUGGCCGCGGGGGUUGGUGCCCCAGCCGGGCUGCCCCCGCACUCAACGCAUCAUCCAACUAUGGACCCAACUUGUGUAACUGCCGAGACCGGCUUCAUUAAUAGUCAACCUUCAAUGGCCGAAUUCAUGACUGCUUUGCCGCAAUUGCCUAACGAUGGGAACCUUCAGCAUUCACCUGGUACCGGUGGUUCCAUAAGUCCUGGUGCACACCUUCCUCCCUAUCAUGGAAUGAUAGAUCAUCACGGAGUAACUGAUCCAUCUGGUGUCAACGUACCUGAAUAUCCUUGGAUGAAGGAAAAGAAAACCACAAGGAAGAGUAGUCAGCAAGAAAAUGGUCUUCCAAGAAGAUUAAGGACUGCUUAUACGAACACACAAUUGUUAGAAUUGGAGAAAGAGUUUCACUUCAACAAGUACCUAUGUCGUCCACGACGAAUCGAGAUCGCAGCUUCGCUAGAUCUGACAGAAAGACAGGUAAAAGUAUGGUUUCAAAAUCGAAGAAUGAAGCAUAAACGACAGACUUUGAGCAAAGAGGACGGCGACGAAAAGGAUGGUUCGACGUCCGACGGUAUGGAGAAAACGAAGAAUGAUAAAAUUUUAAGUAUCGAUGCUGACGAGAAGAAGAGCUGUCACAACUGUGAUAUUUCUGGGGUUGGAGACGUCGGUAGUACUCUUUCAGGUGACGUAGCCGAUCUGGCAUCGUCUGGUCGACGAAGUAGCAACAGCAAUAACAAUAACACCAAUAACAAUAAUAAUAAUAAUACUCCGACUGCUACCAACAACAACAAUAGUAAUCCAGGAUUCAAUACGAACAGUAAUGGUGCCAGUAGUGUCGGAAGUACGAACAGUGUUUCUAGUUCUCUAGAAAAGAUGAUGGCCGACGAUGACUCAAGGUCGCAGGAUGGCAGUGAAGUGACCUCGCCGAGCGUGCCGACGAAAAAACUUUCGAACAACGAAGUAAGGAUCAAAGUCGAAAGUGGACACAAGAGUCCAAACGCAUCGAAACAAAUUUCUAUCAGCAAAAAGUCACCGUCCGCGAGUUCAAAGGAAAUAUGUUCAGUAAAUAGUAAUGGUGUACUUCUUGCUAUGCCUGAUUCUACGGUCAGUACGCCGGUCUUGCCAGGUCAAAGUUCAGCAAGAAGCCUGACACCUUCCUCCACACCUGGAACACCGGCCUCCGUUCAGCUUCAACAAGGAAGUCCACUGAGCAUGCAACAAACGCAUACAGCAUAUAUGCAAAGACCACGAAGCUCUCCGUCGUCAACAACUUCGGUGCCAGCUAUAAUGCAUGGAUCGGCGAAUCCCGGUACUAUGUCCCCACACGCUGCCAUAACCAUGGCAGCGAAUCAAAAUCAUUUUCAACAACAAAACGUUUAUCAAUCAAAUCUCGGUGUUGAUUAUAGAAACGGUGUUCCAACGAAUAGACAAACUGUCCCUCCUGUUGUUCAACAAACUCAAUCUCAAAACAGUUAUUGUAUCAGACAAAGAUACCAACAUACUAGAAUUCCAUAUUCCAACGAAGUUCAUCCAUACAGACAAAAUCAGACAGUCGUCUCGCGAAUGAGCCACGCGAGAGUGACCGGUCCUAGAAACGUGUAUGGUUCGAACAUGCAAUUUCAUCAACAACAAAACCAAUAUGGAAAUACUGCCGACUAUAAUGGAUAUCCUCAAAGUGAAGCAACGUAUCAUGCAUCGUAUCAUAGAAACAUGCAAAGCGGAGGUGCUUACAAUACCGCCCAAGGCUAUCCCAAUCCACAAGCCGAACAACCGACGGAAGGAUAUAUGAAUUCUGGAAAUUAUGGUUAUACGAGCACCGGUUAUCAUCCCAAUAGUGAAAAUCUUGCAUCCCACGGUCAUUCCAAUGUGUCAACGCAAAGCGGACAACAACAUUAUUAUAAUGAAAUUCCACAUCAGCAACAACAGCAACAACAACAACAACCGCAACCACAACCACAGCAACAACAACAACAACAAGCUGAAAGUUACGUCGCUCAUCCGCCAUCAAUGCAUCCCACUUCCAGUGAUUACAGAACCAAUAAUAAAUGUCACCCUAACACUUACUAUGAACAAACCAAUCAGAUGCACGUUCAUCAGGGUGGUGAGGCAUCUAAUAUACCAAACAGUUAUGUGUCCUCUCCAGAUCCGUUCCCAGCACCCGGAAUGACCACCACAGCGACUGCGAUUGCAGCUGCAACCGCUGCUGUCAUCACGCCACCCGGUAGCACAGGACAAGCCGACGGAAGUACGGAUUAUAACAAUUACGGUAAUUUUUACGGUGAACCCGUUCACACGACUGCACCACCACCGUCGGCCGACAACAGCAAUAGCUCUUCAGACUUCAAUUUUCUCAGCAAUCUCGCCAAUGACUUUGUACCCGAAUAUUAUCAGCUCAGCUGAGUCCACGAGACGGAGAAUCCGUGUCAGUUUGACUGGACCGAUGAGCAGGGACUCCUCAAUGUGUUAUACUGACUACUUUGUGAUUUGUAAACGUAUCGUGGCGAAAAGAAGAAUAUGUGCUGUGUUUAUGAUUAGGGUUGGUGAUAUAUUAGUGAUAAAUAUGAAGUUAACAAUAUUUCGUGAUUUCAUGAAGUUACUCGACUAUUUCUAAACCAUCGGAAUUGAUGAUGACUGGAUGAACGAUUUUAAACUCGUAAUAUCUCGUUGACUUAUUUUCAAGCACAUCGUUCGAAACUCCUACUUUUAAAUUUUGGUGUAAAAAAAAAAAA
Molecule: messenger RNA, 3064 nt
Organism: Polistes dominula (European paper wasp)
Lineage: Eukaryota; Metazoa; Arthropoda; Insecta; Hymenoptera; Vespidae
Biological process (GO): regulation of transcription by RNA polymerase II
Cellular component (GO): nucleus
Molecular function (GO): DNA-binding transcription factor activity, RNA polymerase II-specific; RNA polymerase II cis-regulatory region sequence-specific DNA binding
Source: RefSeq, a predicted model, not a curated record